Molecule: messenger RNA, 4710 nt
Organism: Ictidomys tridecemlineatus (thirteen-lined ground squirrel)
Lineage: Eukaryota; Metazoa; Chordata; Mammalia; Rodentia; Sciuridae
Source: RefSeq, a predicted model, not a curated record
UGAGACGAUUAAGUGAUGAGUGACAGCGCACGAGUGGUCUGUCCAGCUGGAGAGCCGCCGGGAACCAGGCUAGGAGAAUGUUCCUACUUGGAUUGGAAUUUGGCCAGAUGUAAGAUUUUAUUGACCCUUAAACUUUGGAACAAAUACCGAAUUUCCAACAUUCCAUCGCUAAUAUUCCUAGAUGCCACCACUGGGAAGGUUGUGUGCAGAAAUGGGCUCCUGGUGAUCCGCGAUGACCCAGAAGGUCUGGAAUUCCCGUGGGGACCUAAGCCCUUCAGGGAAGUCAUCGCAGGGCCCUUACUUAGGAAUAAUGGGCAGUCCCUGGAGAGCAGCAGCCUGGAGGGGUCUCACGUGGGAGUCUAUUUCUCGGCACACUGGUGCCCACCCUGCCGAAGCCUCACACGGGUGCUGGUGGAAUCCUACCGGAAGAUCAAGGAGGCCGGCCAGAAAUUUGAGAUCAUCUUCGUUAGCGCAGACAGGUCAGAAGAAUCAUUCAAACAGUACUUCAGUGAGAUGCCCUGGCUUGCUGUCCCCUACACUGAUGAGGCCCGGAGGUCGCGCCUGAACCGGCUAUAUGGAAUCCAAGGCAUCCCCACGCUCAUUGUGUUGGACCCACAGGGGGAGGUGAUCACCCGGCAGGGACGGGUGGAGGUGCUCAAUGAUGAGGACUGCAGGGAGUUUCCAUGGCACCCCAAACCCGUGCUGGAGCUCUCUGACUCCAACGCUGUGCAGCUCAACGAGGGGCCCUGCCUCGUCCUUUUUGUAGAUUCUGAGGAUGAUGGAGAAUCCGAAGCAGCCAAACAACUGAUUCAGCCAAUAGCUGAGAAGAUCAUCGCCAAGUACAAAGCCAAAGAGGAGGAGGCACCACUUCUAUUCUUCGUGGCUGGGGAGGAUGACAUGACUGACUCCCUGCGAGAUUACACCAACCUGCCUGAAGCUGCCCCUUUGCUCACCAUUCUGGACAUGUCAGCCCGGGCCAAGUAUGUGAUGGACGUGGAGGAGAUCACCCCUGCCAUUGUGGAGGCCUUUGUGAAUGACUUCCUAGCAGAAAAGCUCAAGCCAGAGCCCAUCUAGUGGGGCUCCAGCCUCUUGAGACCUUAUUUAAGACUCAUUCUCCUCCUCCUCCCCUUCUUCCCCUCUGCCCUUGGACUUUUCCAGCAGGUCCUAAAUCACACAACCCAAAUUUCCAACCUCUCUGUGGUGCCUUGUUUCUGCAUUAACUCCUCACUAGCACCCAAGGGUGCACAUCCUCACAGCAGCAGCAGAAUCUGUCAUAUUUGGAGAUUCUGCCUGGCAUUCACAGGGAUGGCAUAACCGGGCCAGAACUGGGACUGCAGCACUCUCUCCAGGUCACUAGCUCUUGGUGAAGGAUUGUUCAGGGUAUUCUGCACAAUAAGCAUGCAGAGACAUCGAAUUGGGGUUCUGGCUCUGGAGUCAGCACGCACACAAAACAGCCAGAAGGGAGCUGCUCCACAUGCACACGCACAUGCUGGUGGAGCAGAGAAAGGGCGUGGCCUCAGCAGACAUCAGCUCAGAGCUGUUGGGGAGAGUAUCCUUUUAUAGGGGACGUAGAUAUAGUCUUUCUUGGUCUGAGGGAGAAACAGCAGUUUAUCAGUGGGUUCUUGGGCAGGGGACUCCCAAAUCUAAAACGAAGUGUGUGGGGUUUUUUUGGUGAGAAAACAAGUAGCUAAGGUAAUGAUUCAUAUAAUUGCUUAGUUUUAUUGAGCUCCUACCAUAUGAUUAGAGUUUUGCAUUCCUUCCUUUUAUCUCUUUCUUCCUUGGUCUUGACCUUCUCCAGGUUUUUGCCUGCUCAUACAGACAGCUUCUACUCUCUGGGAAUUUUGUUCUUGAAUUCUUCUCCUUGAUAUCUUUCCAAGAAACUUGGCUCUGAGUUCUUAGAGGAGCCAUGCUCAGCUGCACAGAUCUGUGGCCCAGCUCUGUGCCUGAGGCCACUGGAUCUUUGCUGAGGCAUCUGCAUCCUUUUCAGUUUCCCCUGUCACUCCCUUUUCUUUUCAAAGCAGAACUGAAAAGCAAGAAUUUACUAGAAAUCUAGCUUGUCUUUAAGAAUCUUCAGAAGAAGCUGUGUUCUCAGGCAGGAGGGAGGACAGAGGGCGUGUCAGCUAAAAGUAGGCCGUGGGUACCCUUUGCUACCCUUUGCUAGGACUAGGUAACUUGCCCUUUUGUUUGAGUGGAACUGGCCACAAAAGGGGAAACAUUUAGGGUGAGAGACUUUGGCCCAGAGAUUCACAGGGGUUUAGCCUAUCUCAGUCAGGUGUCAGAGCCUUUAAACAGUCCAAGGCCUUACCCUUGACUCAACUCUGCCAUCUGCCAACCAAAACAAUUUAUUUGGAAAACCCCACAACCCACCCAUAAGCUGUUGACAGUGUUCCUUGCUAAAUUGGAUUGUUUAUUUGUAUAGUUCAGAGGUACAAAAUUAGUUGGUGAUUAGACUAUUUGAUGUUGCCAGCCUGAAAUGCAAUCACCUAGUAAGAAAUAAAGCAGGCAUCUCUGGACAUUACCAUCUAGUGGCCUUCCCUGUUCUUAAUAAUAAAAAUAUUUUUCACUUGAGUGCUCUAUUAGAGGGUGGGCAGUGGAAGGAAAGGCAUAGAGAACCUCUAGUAGCCAUGUUCCAGAAUUUUCUAAAAUCCCAAGAGGUCAGUGGUAGAGGACUUGACUAGCAUGUGCAAGAAGGCCCUGGGUUUGAUUCCUGGUACUGAGGGGGAUAAGAAAAAAAAACCCAAGAAGAUGGCCAUCUGUCAAAUCAUCUUGGUUUCCAGAAGCCAGAAAGCUGAUUUUGAUUAGAGUGCCAGAGACAGAUGCCUCCAGGAGCUCAGGUCACCAUCCCUUUGGCUUGGUACUUGCUCCAAGGUGAAUCCCUAGAUUAUAGACAUUGUUAUGGACAUUCCCCGCUCUUGAGAUUGCGGGUUGGGAAAACACAAGGACUCCUGCAGGGGUCUCCCUGUGAAGAAUAGGGUAAGAGUUGGGGCUGCCCAAGUCUAGCUCUGUCCUAAGGCUAGAGGCCUCUCUAGAAAUUCUACCAUUGUCCCUUAGAGGGUGAGGCAGAUGAGGGUACAAGAUUAGGCUCUCCCUUGGAAGAUGUAUAGAAUUUGUGUCCCUGCCCUAGGUCAUGACUGCCUUGGAGGAAAGGAGACCCUCUUUGAAGCUGCUUUUUUUGUGAGGACAGAAGGAACAGAGUCCAGUGAGGAGUUGCUGUCAUUGCAACAGAAAAAUUGGUCAUCUGUGUUACUUUAGUGGCCUGUAUUGGGCUGACUUUUCUGAAGUACUAACUACUAAUGUCAUCCAGAUCCCUGUCACCAGAAUUCCCCUUUUAGAGCACAUGUGUAGUUUAGUUAAGCUCAGUGGGAAGGUUUAUUAAAAAGGUUUAGGUCUAUACCAUGGCUACAUUGGAGGAAAAUAUUAGGGAAGACUCACUUCACGGUGCCAAUGAAAAAUUCCCUUCUCCAUGGUGCAGGAGAUCCUAAAGGUCAUUGAUGCAGACAAAUGGCAGCGGGAUAAUUCUCACCAAGCAGCUCCAUGAUACCUUAUAAGUCUCAUUGCUAAUUGGAAGCAGGUUAAACACCCCAGCUGUGACAUAUGCAAGGAGAACCAUGUCCUGCCGGUUGAGACAGGAAGGUGGCUAUAGAAAUGCCACCCUGGAGUUCCCAGAUUUGUGUUCACAACAGUGACCUCCAGUUGCCAUUCUCACAAUAGAGAUGAGAUUUUUUUUUUUUUAACUGUCUUCCUACAUUAAAGAUCUGUUUAAGGAAAUGGGGUGUAUUGGGAUUGGUAUGUACACUGGGCAGAGGAAACCAGCUUCCUUUUCAGGAGUCAGGUGGUAUUGUGCUACUAACCCCCCCACACCCCCAACACACACACACACACAUGUCCUUGAAAUCAAUGGCUAGCAUUUAUUCCGGCUUCGGGAGCCAGUGCUAUUUUCUUGGCAUCGGACAAGCUUCAAGUGGUAAUUUUCAGCCAGACUUUGUUUUUCUCUAUUGCCUAAUUAAAGACACUAAAAAGCUGUUCCCCACUCCUCCUGCCCUUCUGCAGGGCAGCAAACUGAAUUCAGCAAUGAAACAGCAGGAUGUGGCCUGGGGACAGGCUGGCAGUACUAUGUGGUGUUGUACUAUUUAGCUAGAAAGAAAACCAUGGACAUGUGAAGUCACAGGCAGAAAUGCUGCACACAAGAAAUUAUAGCAUUGGGAGGGGCCUCAGUGAGCAUGAGGUCCUGCCCUACCCAGUCACUAGGGAGGGACACACAUUCUGUACACAAUGCUAUUUCUCUGGCCAGCCUGGGCAGGCCCGUGCUUCAGGAUAGUUCGAGAGUGCAACUGUUUUAUAGAUCUUGGGGUAGCAAUGCUCACAGGCUACAGAGAUUCAGGAGUGCCCCCAGAAGUUCCUCUAAGAAAGACUGCCUUGGGAACUAGGAACUGACCUAGGGACCCCAAGCCUAGGCAGACUUUCAAGGCUGCCCCAAAACAAUUGUGCUGAAGUAAUCACCUCGCCAACAUCCCUCUUCCCAAUGCCAACAGGGACAAGAGAGUGACAAGAAUGUGUCCUUUCCUUCAAGUAGGUUGCUGAAGGGAAAAUUUGGGGAGGGUGGGGAGCAAGUAGCUGUGGAUGGGAGCUUUGUUAUUAGUGUCACUGGCCUCAGCAUGUGUGGUGUGAGCUUGUGUUUCCAGAAAACAAAAGGCUAUAUGUAAAAUUUUA